AACCUCAUGCAGACGUUUCGCGCGCGCGUCGGGCAGAUCGCGGCGCUGGUCGCAGCACCCACUGCGGCGCAGUACAACCAGCGUAUCCAGCACAUGAUGGGGCAGCUCGAGCAGUUCCGGCCGAUGCUUGUCAAGCAGCACCACCGCCUCUUGCUGCUGCGGCACGCAACGUGGUGCCACGCGGCCGACUGCAAGGUGACGGACUGCGCCGAGAUGAAGACGCUCUGGAACCACAUGCCGGCGUGCGGCCAGACGAGCCAGUGCGGUGUCCAGCACUGCAUUAGCUCCAAGUACUUGCUGAACCACUUUCAGCAGUGCAACAUCGGGCCGUGCCUCGUGUGCCAGAUCGUGCGCGUGCCACUGGAGGCCAAGGACGCGGCCGGCCAGCUCAUCGCCGACCCCGCGGUCGCACUCACGCAUUUGCGGCAGCUCCAGCAGGCGCAGCAGCAAGCCAAGCUCAACGCGACGCCGCGCGCCAGCGACAACAACAACAACAACAGCAAGCCCGAGACGCUCAAGCGCAGCGCGUCACAAAUGUCGAUCGACACGACGUCGAUGCAGAGCUUGCUGCAGACACCGACGCAGCCACCCAAGCCGUCGCCGACGCAUCCUGCCGCCGCGCUGCCCACGCAACAACCGGGAAUGAUGCAGCCGCAGCCAGGCAUGAUGCAGCCGCAGCCGGGCAUGAUGCCGCAGCAGCCUGGCAUGAUGCCACAGCAACCGGGCAUGAUGCCACAGCAGCCAGGCAUGAUGCAGCCGCAGCCAGGCAUGAUGCCGCAGCAGCCGGCAUGA
Messenger RNA from Saprolegnia parasitica CBS 223.65, 792 nucleotides. RefSeq lists its product as hypothetical. The record is from RefSeq and is a predicted model, not a curated record. Gene Ontology annotation, cellular component: histone acetyltransferase complex; transcription regulator complex. Bases 7 to 792 code for a protein of 261 amino acids. Gene Ontology annotation, biological process: positive regulation of transcription by RNA polymerase II. Lineage: Eukaryota; Oomycota; Saprolegniomycetes; Saprolegniales; Saprolegniaceae. Gene Ontology annotation, molecular function: histone acetyltransferase activity; chromatin DNA binding; transcription coactivator activity. The transcript has a single exon.